AUGGAGACAAAACAACAGUCCGGUACUAAUGUUGCAGCUUCUGCUGCUAUCUGCAAUGACUUCCAGGAUGGGAGCAAUAGGCUUUCGGACCCAUGCACUAAAGAUGGGUCGAUUGAUUGGCGUGGAAAAUUUGCAAUCAAGAGAAAAACUGGUGGAUGGAAAUCUGGAAUGCUUUUGCUAGUGAAUGAAGGACUGGCCAUUAUUGCAUUUACUGGAGUGGAAGUGAACAUGGUUUUGUUCUCAAAGACUGUACUGAGGCAAUCAAAUGCUGAGGCAGCCAAUAUGUUCAGCAGGUGGAUGGGAACUCUUUACAUAUUCUCUUUGUUGGGGGCUUUUCUCAGUGAUUCCUACUUGGGAAGAUACCUCACUUGUAUCAUAUUCCAGGCUGUUUUGGUUAUUGGUCUGGCAACAUUGUCUUUGUCAACUCAUGCAUUUAUGCUGGAACCCAAAGGUUGUGGCAGGAUAGGAGAACUAUGCAACCCUCACACACCAGCUGAAACAUCAAUUUUCUACUUAUCAAUUUACUUACUAGCUUUAGGAAGUGGAGCUGUAGAGCCUGUACUAGCAACAUUUGGUGCAGACCAAUUCGAUGAAGAUGACCCUGAAGAAAAAAAAUCGAAAACUGCAUUUUUUGGCUACUUCUACGUUGCCCUAAACCUUGGAUCCUUGAUCGCGGAGACAUUUCUGGUGUAUUUGGAGAAUAUGGGGAAGUGGGUGGUGGCAUUUUGGAUAUCUACUUCUUGUGGCUUUGUUGCAUUGAUUUUACUACUAAGUGGGACUUGUAGAUAUAGGCAUUUCAAACCUAGUGGAAAUCCCAUCUCUAGGUUCUCUCAAGUAAUAGUGGCUUCCAUGAGAAAACUGGAGCUUGAAGUUCCCUCAAUUGGAGAAGGGCUACAUGAAAUUCAUGGAAGGGAUGAGAAAGAUGGUACAAGAAGAAUACUCCAUACCAAUGAUUUCAAGUUUCUUGACAGAGCGGCCAUUAUCACCCCAAAGGACAUGACCUUGACAUCAACCAAAGGCCAAGCUCCAAAUCCAUGGCGUCUGUGCACUGUCACACAAGUUGAAGAGGUAAAAUGUGUACUGAGACUACUACCAAUAUGGUCCUGCACCAUGUUAUCGUCCUUGGUGUUCAUUCAAAUGAUUUCUCUCUUCAUCGAGCAAGGUGCCGCCAUGAACACACUGGUCUCGACCUUUCAUAUCCCUCCGGCUAGCAUGACUACAUUUGACAUUCUAAGUACUUCAACUUUCAUCAUCUGCUAUGACAAGCUUAUUGUUCCUUUGUAUGUUAGAGUUACAAGAAGAAAGCCAAAGCCUCCUAGUGAGCUACAGAGAAUGGGAAUAGGGUUGGCGAUUGGAAUAGUAGCCAUGAUCAUCGCAGCCUUAGUCGAGCAACACAGGUUAAGAUUAGCUAAUGAAGUGGCAAAAGAAACAAGUUCUUUGAGCAUUCUCUGGCAGACUCCACAGUAUGUGCUUGUUGGAGUGGCAGAAGCAUUCAUGUAUGUUGCUCAAUGGGAGUUUUUUGCAGCACAAAUACCUGAUGGAUUGAAGAGCUUGGGGCUUGGUUUGUCAAUGUCUUCUGCAGCAAUGGGUAGUUAUUUGUGCAGCAUGAUCUUGACUGUGGUGAUGAAGAUAACAUCAAAUAAUGGAAAGCCAGGUUGGAUAACUCCAAACCUAAACGAUGGGCAUAUGGAUCGAUUUUUCUUCCUUUCUGCUGCUCUGACUGCACUCAACCUCGGGUUCUUUAUUUUUUGUGCUAAGCGCUAUAAUUGUAUAGUGGUAGAGAAACGAGAUGGAGGAACUAGGAUGGAGGAGGCUUGA
Molecule: messenger RNA, 1818 nt
Organism: Ilex paraguariensis (yerba mate)
Lineage: Eukaryota; Viridiplantae; Streptophyta; Magnoliopsida; Aquifoliales; Aquifoliaceae
Source: the annotation of a GenBank genome assembly